AUGACCCCUGUUGGCGAACCUAAUGAUCCAUAUGCCCGCCACAAGCGACCACCGCAGUCUAAAAACCUUGCCCAGUUGGAUCCCCGAUUUAUCUUCAGUGGCCGGGAUGUCAAACGCUCAUUCCGUCCGGGCGCUCCCCGAUCCACCAGCGCAAGUGACCUCAGCAAAUCUAGCGAUAAGCGGAGCAUAUUUGGAAGUGCCAAGAAGGAGCAAGGCGACAAGAACCAUGGCCACCAACAUCAUGGCUCCAUGUCUGAGCUGAAACGAUUCUUCAAGAUGGGCCAUCGCAACAAGCGAUCUGAGUCCCCGACGUCCAUGCCUAAGAAGUCGAGUCGAUCAUCUGGAAAAUCCACUCCGUAUCAAAUGGCUCCAGAUAACGUUCCUUUUGCCGAUGAUCAUGGCCUGAAUUCCAAGUAUGGAAAGCUGGGCAGGGUGCUCGGAUCUGGAGCUGGUGGUUCCGUGCGUCUUUUGAAGCGCAAUAGUGACGGCGUCACUUUUGCAGUGAAGCAAUUCCGAGACCGUCAUAACUGGGAGAGCUUGAAGGAAUAUUCCAAGAAGGUGACAGCAGAGUUCUGUAUUGGCUCCACCUUGCACCAUGGCAAUAUCAUCGAGACUUUGGAUAUCAUCCAAGAAGGCCCUCGCUGGUAUGAGGUCAUGGAAUAUGCACCGUUUGAUCUGUUUGCUAUCGUGAUGACGGGCAAAAUGAGCAAGGAGGAGAUUGCCUGCUCUUUCAAGCAGAUUUUGAGCGGUGUGGCGUACAUCCAUGGCAUGGGCUUGGCCCAUCGAGAUCUGAAGCUGGAUAACGUGGUGGUGAACGACCGUGGCAUCAUGAAACUCAUUGAUUUUGGAAGUGCCGUCGUAUUCCGCUAUCCUUUUGAGAACGACAUUGUCCCUGCUUCAGGUAUCGUUGGCUCAGAUCCCUAUCUUGCUCCGGAGGUCUACGAUGAAAAGAAAUACGACCCCCGCCCCACGGAUGUUUGGUCGCUGGCGAUCAUCUUCUGCUGUAUGACCUUGCGCCGCUUCCCGUGGAAGCAACCGCGGAUGACCGACAACUCAUACAAGUUGUUCGUUUCCAGCCCGACCCCGGGCACCCCGGUUGCCGAGCCCAACCCACACCGUCGGCCCAAGUCGACACCUGAUCUUCCUUCCCAAAGCCAUGACAAUAAGCGUCUGACUCCUCGCUCGAGCGGACCCUCCGACCAGUCUGGGUCGGAGCAGAAUCCAAACGGAAAUGAAAACGGAGACGCAAACAAAUCAGAGCCCUCGCAGAGGGACGGUGAUCGCUCUCCCGAUACUGCUCAGAAGCAGAUCAGCCAAACCAGCAACGGCCCCCAUGAGCGGCCCACCCGCACAACCAGCAAAGAGGCACCACCGGUCCCGACAUCAUCCCAGAAUUCUGGGCAGCGCCAGGAAGUCAUCAAGGGCCCAUGGCGACUUCUCCGGAUCUUGCCGCGGGAAAGUCGGUACAUCAUUGGCCGCAUGCUGAAGACCAACCCGAAAAACCGCGCGACACUCGACGAGGUACUGUCGGAUGACUGGGUAAGGAACAUCGUCGCAUGCCGACAGGACGAGAAUGGUGAAACCAUCAGUGCCCCCGGCCACACCCAUGUCCUCGAGCCCCCCGCGCAAAGUCCUGCCGUCGCCAGCAAAGCUACCAAAGCUAAAUAA
Molecule: messenger RNA, 1668 nt
Organism: Penicillium crustosum
Lineage: Eukaryota; Fungi; Ascomycota; Eurotiomycetes; Eurotiales; Aspergillaceae
Exons: 2
Coding region: 1-1668 (555 amino acids)
Biological process (GO): protein phosphorylation; intracellular signal transduction
Molecular function (GO): protein serine/threonine kinase activity; ATP binding
Source: RefSeq, a predicted model, not a curated record